AUAUAUUGAUCGUCCAAAUAAUUAAAUGAAUGACUGAUUUUAAGACAUUCAAUACAGACAUGAAUUGAAAUCAACAAAAAAAUAUUGAAUUUUAUUAUUAAUUAUUGAUUUAUAUAAAAAUAAUUACAUUAUUAUCAAUAAUAAUAAUAAAAUCAUUAUUUAAUAUCAUUUACGACACCACAAGACAGCACAUCCAACAAUGAGUAACAGUAAUGUACCGAAGGGUUUAUCGUUUGUUUCUGAGACACAACUCGAUGAACGGCGUAAACGAAGACAAGAAGAUUAUGAGAAGACUCGCACUGAAGACAUGCCUUUAGAAGCACCUGAAGAGGAAUAUGAUCCGCGAACUCUUUAUGAAAGACUCAAAGAACAAAAGGACAGAAAACAAGAGGAAUAUGAAGAAACACAUAAAUUGAAGAAUUUGAUUAAAAGUUUGGACAGCGAUGAGGUUUCCUUUCUUGAAAUGGUUGAUAAUCAGAAAAUAGAGAUCCAAACACAACGUCUUAAAGAGGAAAAGCAAACGAUCGAAGAGUUUAAGAGAGCGGUCUCUCAUUUCAAGAAUGAAGAGGAAGAAAAACGAUUGAAUGAAAAAAAGUCAAACUUUUUUAUUCAAAAUAACACAAACAAUAAAACGAUGAAAAAGAGCUCACAAUCGGCACUAUUGGCAAAUGUGGUCAGAAAGAGGACACAAUCAGAUAGUGAAGACAAAUCGUCUAAGAAAUUAUGCACUAAUAAUAGUAACGAUAAUAAUGAAUCCAAUACAGCAACCAAUGAAACACCAAAUAAAUCAAACACCGAUUCAAAUGAAAAAGUGGUGACAAAUAAUUCAACCGUUGAGUGCAUUGGAGUCCUUCCCGGACUCGGCAACUAUGACGACAGUGAUAGCAGUGAUAGUGAAAACUCUUCGAGCAGUGAUAUGGAGAAAGUGGACUUUAAAUUAAUAGUUAGACAUAAACGACUCAACAUUGCUUCAGAAGCGAAGAGUGUUGCUGGCAAUCAACCAUCUGCUUAAUGGAUCAAAUCAUUUAUCUAUAAAUAUGUAAAAGUCUGAAAAUAUCGACAUUUUGUUA
Oppia nitens is the source of this 1070-nucleotide messenger RNA. RefSeq names its product PSME3-interacting protein-like. NCBI's taxonomy places the organism in Eukaryota, Metazoa, Arthropoda, Arachnida, Sarcoptiformes, Oppiidae. The transcript is spliced from 2 exons. Bases 200 to 1012 code for a protein of 270 amino acids. The record is from RefSeq and is a predicted model, not a curated record. Gene Ontology annotation, cellular component: nucleus.